Messenger RNA from Quercus lobata, 472 nucleotides. RefSeq names its product ABC transporter C family member 3-like. The record is from RefSeq and is a predicted model, not a curated record. Gene Ontology annotation, molecular function: ATPase-coupled transmembrane transporter activity. Gene Ontology annotation, biological process: transmembrane transport. Lineage: Eukaryota; Viridiplantae; Streptophyta; Magnoliopsida; Fagales; Fagaceae. Gene Ontology annotation, cellular component: membrane. Bases 66 to 431 code for a protein of 121 amino acids. The transcript has 2 exons.
UCUUUCCAUCUUCUUAUGUCAAAUAUUUUAGAACUAUUUUGUGGAAAUAUAUUGCUUAUGUUCUUAUGGAAGAUGCAGUUAGCGAGAAUGGAGAAAAUUGGAGUGUGGGUCAAAGGCAGCUGGUCUGCCUUGGCCGUGUGCUGCUUAAGAAAAGUAAGGUAUUGGUGCUUGAAGAAGCUACUGCAUCCGUUGAUACUGCUACAGAUAAUCUGAUUCAGCGGACCCUCAAGCAACAUUUUUCCAACUGUACUGUCAUUACAAUUGCACAUCGGAUAACUUCUGUUCUUGAUAGUGACAUGGUUCUGUUACUAAAUAAUGGGCUUAUUGAGGAACAUGAUUCUCCAACAAGAUUGCUUGAAAACAAAUCAUCAUCUUUUGCACAACUUGUAGUAGAGUACACUGUGAGGGCAAAUUCGAGCUUUGGGAAGUAAAGUUGCUGAGAUUAUUUGUGCUCUAUUUGACUCUGGCAACU